Paraglomus brasilianum is the source of this 816-nucleotide messenger RNA. The record is from the annotation of a GenBank genome assembly. Lineage: Eukaryota; Fungi; Glomeromycota; Glomeromycetes; Paraglomerales; Paraglomeraceae.
AUGAGCUCGACGUAUACCAAAUCAAAUGAUACACAAGAAGUAGAAAGAUUAAACUUGCAACAUACUUUCAUUAAGCAUGGAUUUAAUGGGAAUUUUGCGGCGCCUGUCGACCAAAUUUUGAGGAGUGGUGUAAGAGUGCUUGAUGUUGGAUGCGGCUCGGGCACCUGGAUUCUUGAGUUGGCCGAGGAAUACCCCAACUCCCACUUCGUCGGCGUAGACAUGUCGCCAGUAGUCCUAAGGAAUAAACAGCCUGAUAAUGUUGAAUUUAUAACACACAACGUUCUCACUGGCUUACCCUUUGAAGACAAUUCAUUCGACUAUGUGUUUGCCAGAUUGCUUAGUGGGGGAUAUACGAGGCGUCAAUGGAAGGAGAUUGCUAUUCCCGAGUAUACGAGGGUUACCAAGCCAACUGGAUGGGUGGAGCUUAUGGAGGGUAAUAUACAGCUAAAGUAUAAUUCCAAGGACAAUUUCAAGGACGUUGACCUGAUAAUUAAAGCGGUGAUUGACCUGUUGAAUGCAACUGAUGUACAUUCUGAGGCUGCAUAUGAGAUCAAAGGGUUUCUGGAAGAAGAUAAUCGUUAUAAUAAUAUUAAUUACAAGGAAAAACAUCUUCCGGUUGGACCUAUGGGAGAGAAGCUGGCCGAAAUGGGAAUAGAAGACUGUCAAGAGAUCUGGAAAUUGUUCAAACCUGCCGUCGUACCACUGUUGCAGGUGUCAGAAGAAGAAUAUAAUGCAAUUUACGAGUCAGCAAUUCAGUAUUUGAAAACAUUUGGCGCCAAAUGGGUAUUUGCGAGGGCAUGGGGGCAGAAAGUGUGA